AAUAUUUUAUACUUUAUUUACAAAUUGGCAUUUUUAACACAUCAAUUUUAAACUAAGCGAUUUAGCCACAUUCCAAAUAGAUGGCAGACACACCCGAAUCCCAGGCAGCCUUGAGCACCUCCACCUCCACGCCCGCCGACAAGGAUGGUUCCAAAAUCUGUAUCCUUCUGAACGCCACUGGAAAUGUGCCCAUCAUCAAAAAGCGAACCUGGACCGUUGAUCCCAACAAAACAGUCAGCUGGAUUCAAAAGUUCAUCCACAAGUUCCUGAAACUUGAUGCCAAUGAGCAAAUAUUCCUGUAUGUUAAUCAGACAUUUGCCCCCGCUCCGGAUCAGAUAAUCAAGAACCUAUACGAGUGUCACGGCACCAAUGGGAAACUGGUGCUCUAUUACUGCAAGAAUCAGGCGUGGGGCUAAAUCGAUACGCACUUGACUACGCUAAAUCUUAAGUAUUUAUUUGUAUAUUAAAUGUGAAUAAGCUGAUGUUGCGAACUCGA
Molecule: messenger RNA, 496 nt
Organism: Drosophila rhopaloa
Lineage: Eukaryota; Metazoa; Arthropoda; Insecta; Diptera; Drosophilidae
Gene: Atg12
Product: autophagy protein 12-like
Exons: 3
Coding region: 81-416 (111 amino acids)
Biological process (GO): autophagy of mitochondrion; C-terminal protein lipidation; autophagosome assembly
Cellular component (GO): phagophore assembly site membrane; cytoplasm; Atg12-Atg5-Atg16 complex
Source: RefSeq, a predicted model, not a curated record